AUGGAGUGCAAGGGUCUCAUUUCACAGUUCGCCAAAUCAGACUUUUCCAGCAUGAGAGGAGGGAAGAAGCGCGGGGGAGUGGACGUGGUGUGCGAGGAUGGCUCAGUGGCGCACGCACCCUUCACGGGGAAGAUCGACAAACAAGCCAGGCCCUACAGAGACGGCAAUGCCAUUGACAACAGAGUCCAGCUUUCAGGAUCAGGAUUCUGCAUUAAGAUGUUUUACAUCAAACCCAUCGACUACAGCGGCCCCAUCGAGAAAGGAGAGAAAAUUGGCAUCCUACUGUCCAUGCAAAGGGUCUACCAAGGAAUUACAUCCCAUGUCCAUAUCCAGAACUAUGACUUAACAGAUUCUACUCCCAACCUGUAA
This is a messenger RNA of Nipponia nippon (crested ibis), 369 nucleotides long. It is a transcript of the gene LECT2, whose product is annotated as leukocyte cell derived chemotaxin 2. The record is from RefSeq and is a predicted model, not a curated record. NCBI's taxonomy places the organism in Eukaryota, Metazoa, Chordata, Aves, Pelecaniformes, Threskiornithidae.